Messenger RNA from Hydra vulgaris (swiftwater hydra), 1741 nucleotides. Lineage: Eukaryota; Metazoa; Cnidaria; Hydrozoa; Anthoathecata; Hydridae. The record is from RefSeq and is a predicted model, not a curated record.
AUUUAUAUAAGUUUUAAAAAUCUCGCUUUAAAUUUUGAAAAAAAACUCUUUUCAGAGGUUGGUAACGAUAAAAACCAGUCUUAAUACACAAAGUAAAAUAUUUUCAAAAAGAACCAAUCGUAUUAUUUCAGUUCUAACGAAGCCGAAAGAACUUCGACUUGGUCCUCAAUUUGUUCUUCGAAAUUUAUUUCGUGAAAGAGAAUUUUUCUCAGUUUUUUUUUAUUUAUUACAAAACUUAAAUUACAUAUGAUUUAAAUUGCAUACGAUUAAGUAAGAAUGGCGGAUGAUCUUGAUGAUGGCGUGAUAGAGGUGCAAGUAAUCCCACAAGAUGAUAAUUGGGGUGAAACGAACACAAUAACAGAAACUGCAACAUCAGUAUGCACAGACUUGGAAGAUGUAGACAUGGGUUUGUUUGAUGAUGACGAUGUAGAACAUAGAAAUUUUUCCUGUUUGAACUUCAAACAAACAUUAUCUAUAAUUUUUUCCAUUGGGCUUGGAAUAUUUGCAAUUUUAUCUCCUAUUGCUUUUCUCGUCAUGCCUAAUUUAAUAAGCAAUUGGAAAACUGACUCUUGUGCAAUGACUUGUGGUGGUAUGUACAUUAGUAUCGGUGUAAAGGAGUUGGUAUUGUUAGUUGGAAUUUGGGCUCUUUACUUUCGCCCAACUAAAGCAUUCAUGCCCAGAAUUGAUGUUUUUAAGGUUGGAAUGUUGAGUAUUGGAUAUUUGGUUGUAACUUUGUUUUGGUUAUUUUAUGUUAUUCAAAUAUUUGGAAAAAAAUCGAGUGAUCUCUCUGGUAUUGUUUCUUUUGCAAUAUAUUUUAUUGAUUCAAUGCUAUUUUUACAUUAUUUGGCAUUACUAUUGAUGUGGAUUCGACACCAAGAGAAUAUUUACAAUGUAUCUGUUAUACGAAAUGUAGAUGGUUCAAGAAAGCACUAUAUGAUAGGUCAAUGUUCAAUUCAAAAAGCUGCUGUAAAUGUGUUAGAGAAAUACUAUAUUGAUUUUAACGAAUAUAAUCCAUACCUUCCACGUCCUACUUCUCGUUCUAAAAUCAACAAGUUUUCAAAUAUUAAAUUUUAUGAUUUAGAUAAUAAAAUGGAUAUGGGUAAUGGUAAAAAUUUUUCUCAGCAAGCAUCAAAAGCAGUAAUUGCAGCAGCAGCAUUAGGUCGAAGAAAAGAAGGUCGCAAUGAUCGCUUUUAUGAGGAGUUAGAAAUUGAUAGAAGGGUUAGAAAACGGAAAGCUCGCCUUGUGGCCGCAGCUGAGGAAGCAUUUGGUCACAUUGCGCGACUUAAUGCUUUUGACACUAGUAAAAAAGCCAAUGGUUCAAUGAAUCCUGAUGAAGCUGCUCAAGCAAUAUUUCCUACCCUAGCACGUCCACUGCAGAAAUAUUUACGUACAACUCGUCAACAGUUACAUUAUCCAUUGGAAUCUAUUAUGAAGCAUUUAGCUCACUGCAUAAUGUUUGACAUGUCAGCAAGAGCCUUUUUAGAACGUUACACAUGCGAUCAGCCUUGUGUGGGCUAUGUGAGUAGUAGUCAGUCUCAAGACUGGACCCUUAUAUCUGAUUUUGCUGCCACAAAGCAGCUAAGUGAUGGGAUGAUUUUUCAGUUACAACAAAAUGACAUUAGUUUAGUGGUUGUAGUAUCCAGGACUCCAAUUUUUAAAAUAAGUGAGCAUGCUUAUGAUAUAGAUACAAAUAGAUUUAUAUUACGUUUAAGCUCAGAAACGUCAGUAUGAUAUUUUAAAA